AUGUCUUCCAACUCGGCAACUGGACUCGGCUCGGACAACAAGGCACUUGGCGAGGGCUCCGUCGGCGGACAGCAGUUCUCGGGACAGGGAAAGGACAGUCAGUCGGGCGGGAGGGAGAUGAACGAUUCCGAGAGCAGCAUGAAGGGUGAUACCUCCUCGCAGCCCAACGUCAACAACGAAUACCCCGCCAACGCCGGCGCCGGCGCCGACGUCAAGACCGACUCGGAGAGCAAGAAGUUCUCCAACGAGGGCUCGUCCGGUGCGACGACCGCGGACCUCUAG
Messenger RNA from Rhodotorula toruloides NP11, 282 nucleotides. RefSeq lists its product as uncharacterized. Lineage: Eukaryota; Fungi; Basidiomycota; Microbotryomycetes; Sporidiobolales; Sporidiobolaceae. The transcript has 4 exons. Bases 1 to 282 code for a protein of 93 amino acids. The record is from RefSeq and is a predicted model, not a curated record.